ACUGCCACAGGGAGCUGUUCAACACUGCUGGAAGGGGCUUUGUUUUCCUUGUGAAAAUUGAUAAUUUGAUAAAAACGCAAUAAGCAAGUGCAAUCCAAUUCUUCUAUAAUGGGAGCUGUCCUAGGACUCUGUUCCGCCGCCCAGUGCGCUAUGUGCUGCGGCGGCACUGCUGCCAGCAUGUGCUGCUCGGCCUGCCCCAACUGCACCAACUCCUCUUCCUCGCGUUUCAUGUACGCCUUCAUGCUGUUGGUGGGCACCAUCCUGGGAGCCAUUGCCCUCUCUCCGGGGCUGCAGGAGACCCUGAAGAAGAUGCCCUUCUGCAUCAACUCUACUUCCACGUACAGCGCCGGUGCCCUGAGCACCUUCUCCGGAGGAACCUUGCAAGCUGACUGUGACUUCGCCCUGGGCUAUAUGGCUGUUUAUAGGCUUUGCUUCGGAUUGGCCUGCUUCUUCGCGUUGAUGGCUCUGAUUAUGGUGGGGGUGAAGAGUUCAAGAGACCCGCGAUCCAGCAUCCAGAACAACUUUUGGCCCCUGAAGUUUUUGAUCUGCUUUGGAGCUGCCAUUGGAGCCAUCUUCAUUCCGGACGGGUCCUUUGGCCCCUCCAUGAUGUGGGUAGGUCUUAUAGGUGGUCUCGCUUUUAUUCUCAUCCAGCUGGUGAUUAUUGUGGAUUUCGCUCACACCCUGGCGGAGAACUGGAUAGAGAGUGCCGAAAACAGCCGCGGGUAUUAUUAUCUACUAGCUGGGGCCACUUUGUUGUGCUAUAUCUUAUCGUUGACUGGGAUUACACUGCUCUAUAUCUACUUCACCACUUCCACCGCUUGCGGCAUCAACAAGUUCUUCAUUUCCAUAAAUUUGAUUCUUUGCGUGGCCAUUAGCGUGAUCUCGAUCUUGCCGGCUGUUCAGGAGCGUUUGCCUCACUCUGGACUGUUGCAGAGCUCUUUGGUUACCCUGUAUACGGUUUACUUGACUUGGUCUGCUGUGGCCAACAACCCGGAGAAAGAAUGCAAUCCCGGCAUGUUUGGGCUGAUGGAGAGCUUUAGCAACGCCACCACCACUCCGGCCCCAUCGACUCACAACUCCAAGGUUACUUUCGAUACCACCAACAUCAUCGGUUUGGUUGUGUGGCUGCUGUGCAUUCUGUACAACUGCAUCAGCUCGGCAGUGGAGGUGUCCAAGAUUACCCAUGACAACAGCGAGAAGCGUGUUUUAACAGAAGCUCUAUCAGACACAGAGGCUGGCACGGAUGCCAACGGAAAGUCCAACACCGACACCGAGACCGAAGGCGUCUCCUACUCCUGGUCCAUGUUCCACAUUGUCUUCGUGUGCGCCUCGCUCUAUGUUAUGAUGACCCUGACCAACUGGUACCAACCCAACUCGGACAUUAAGCUGUUUAACGCCAAUGAGGCUUCCAUGUGGGUAAAAAUCAUCUCCAGCUGGCUGGGCGUUUUCAUUUACGGCUGGAGCUUGGCCGCCCCAAUUGUUCUCACCAAUCGCGACUUUAGUUAAGCGAUUUAAAAAUAGCGAUUACUAUCUAUAGGAGUGGUGCUUAACAAAGCAAAUCGAGAAUGGCCAAACGGAACCGAAAGAGCAGAUAGUUUUGAAACUGACGAAGAAUAAUCAUACAUAAUUUUGCCUCUUAGUGUGGUGUCUACUCAUUGAUCUUAUUCUCAAAUUGCAACAGUUACAGUAUAUAUAUUAAAUGUAAAUCUAUAAACACUUAAACAAUAUAACUAAACUUAACCAAAUCAA
Molecule: messenger RNA, 1749 nt
Organism: Drosophila bipectinata
Lineage: Eukaryota; Metazoa; Arthropoda; Insecta; Diptera; Drosophilidae
Gene: Serinc
Product: serine incorporator TMS1
Cellular component (GO): membrane
Source: RefSeq, a predicted model, not a curated record